Salpingoeca rosetta is the source of this 3007-nucleotide messenger RNA. RefSeq lists its product as uncharacterized. Gene Ontology annotation, molecular function: hydrolase activity, hydrolyzing O-glycosyl compounds. The transcript has 2 exons. The record is from RefSeq and is a predicted model, not a curated record. The coding region runs from base 32 to 2875 and encodes 947 amino acids. Gene Ontology annotation, biological process: carbohydrate metabolic process. Lineage: Eukaryota; Choanoflagellata; Craspedida; Salpingoecidae.
CCUCAACGGAACGACAGUGCGACAGGCAAAGAUGAUGUGUGGCAGUGGUGGUGGUGUUUGUGUUUCGACGGCAGCGACACUGGUGCUGCUUGUUGUUGGCGCCUUGAUCGCCGUCAACACACUAGCGGCGGUAUCUGCCGCUGCUGGCGGUGUUCCGCUCAAAAGGCCUCCCUCCUCCUCCUCCUCCUCCAUCAUCAUUGUGGGGGAUGUGCGCGUGCAGGCGCUCGCAGAGAACCUGGUGCGUGUGGAGCCGAGGGGUCCGCAAGGGUUCGAAGACCGCACCACAUUCGCCGUGGUUGACAGAACGGCGUUUGACCCAGGCGUCCCCAUCCACAAGGUCAACGCGUCCGGCAAUGUCACCUUCCUUGCCACGUCCGCGUAUCUGUUGCGGCUGGAGCAGCACCCUGUGCCGCCGCCCAGCCCGCCGCCGCCCAUGUGCGAGAACCCGCGCCAAGGUUACGACAUCACAAACGGCGCUCGCGUGCCCGAGUACCCCGGUGGCAUCGACAACACCACCAUGACCCAGUGCUGCAGCAAGUGCCAGGCACUCAAGGACUGCACCGCCUGGAUCUGGGACACCGCAGAUACGCACACGUGCUGGCUCAUGGCCACCAUCUCCGGGCCCAUCCACCCGGCGCAGAACCGCAUCUUUGGCGGGUACAUACCACCACCACCGCAGGCCGGCGUCGCCGUCACCGUGUACACCGCAGACGGCGCGUCCGUGCUGUGGAGCAGCGCAGAUGUUGGCAACGUGAGUGCCAACCUCGCCUGGCCCUCACCCAUGAGCGCAGAUGCCUUUGCUUUCCAAGACCGGCCGCGCUUCUACGUGCCACCAUGGGGCCCCACGCCCCACAGCGGCAGCAACUUUGGUGUUGGCGGUCAUCGACCUGAUGGCCAUGGACAAAGCCUGUCCAAGAACGACACCAACGGCUAUGAUUUCCGCAACAACGUUGUUGGAGAUACAUACAUCUUCCUGAUGCCUCGGCAGCAAGCACACAGCAGCACCAGCAGCACCAGCAGCAACACGCUACCAGCAGGUAUGGAUGCAUGGCAUGCCGGGCGCCGCACACUGCUGGCGCUGACGGGCCCAACGCCGCUGCUGCCAGACUUUGCGUUUGGCACGUGGUUCACGUACUGGCACGCGUACACGCAGUCGGAGGCGGAAGGGGAGGUGGCGCGCUGGAUCGAAGACAAGCUGCCAUUGGACGUGUGGGGCUUGGACAUGAACUGGCGAAACACAACCGACAACCAGGACCACUACUACAACCACCCCAACACCACGCUCUUCCCAAACUUCACGGCGUGGUUCGACUUCCUGCACGCCCGCAACGUGCGCACCUAUUUCAACGACCACCCUUACCCGCAGGGCCCGCAGACCAGCGCCAAGGAGGUGGCGUUCAGGUGGCACGGGCUUACAGAGUGGAUGGCACGCGGCCUCACGUAUUGGUGGUUUGACUCCAACUGGGGGUUCUCCAUCCCGCCGCCACACGUCAACGCCACCACCACGGGCGCAGAGUGGCAGGGCUUGGACAACCGUGCGUGGGGUGCGCACGUGUACUACUCCAUAGUCAAGACGUACAACGCCAAGCACAGGCCGGCGUCGUUCCCGCGGCCCAUCACGCUCAACAAGUUUGCAGGCGGCGACCAGCGGCCAGGCAUGACGCAACACGAGCACGUGGCGCACCACCGCUACCCCGUGUGGUGGACGGGCGACGGCGUUUGCCUGCAGGCAAGCAUCGAGAGCAUGGUGGACACGGGCGUGUAUGAUCUCAAGCCGUACGUGCACUCGGACUGCGGCGGCGACUACAGGGGGUCAGCAGGUGACCUCAUGCGCUGGAUUGCACACUGCUCGCUCGGCACCGUGCUGCGGUUGCACGGGGCAGAGCACCAGCCGUGGUCGUACGACAACCACACCGAAGACACCAUCCGCAACUACCUCGACCUGCGCUACCGGCUCAUCCCCACGUUCAUCUCCGCGGGCGUGACGGCGACGGCCACAGGGUUCCCGCUGGUGGUGCGCGGCGAUGUCUUCUGGCCCGAGCACGCACCGGACGCGGCGUCCAACCACCAGUACAUCCAUCUCAACGAAACGCUCGUUGCGCCCAUCUUCGACACGUCAGCUAACAUGACGCAACGCGCGGUGUGGGUGCCGCCGGGGGCGUGGCAGGAUGCGUGGACGGGCAAGGUGGUGACUGGCCCAGCGUGGAUGAACGUCACCAUGCCAUAUGAGCAGCUGCCAAUGUGGCACCGCAAAGGCGGCAUGUUGGUGACGGCCACCCACCCGGGCACACGCGCAGCGCUGCAGGAUUGGUCAUCGCUCACACUCGAGGCAUUCCCAAUGUUUGGCGAUGGUGGUGUUGAUUGUGGUGGCAAUGGUGUUGAGAAGGUGGUGUAUGCGCAAGAGAGGUACAGCAGCAACCGUGAUGAUGGUGGUGGUGGUGGUGGUGGUGGUGGUGGCGAUGCCUGCGUGCGUGUGCGCAUGACAACGAGUGCAAUGAACGCAACACAUCGCGAUGACGGUGACAACUCGUGGCGCGUGCGUGUGUUCAUUGCACCCGACCACAGAUGCGGUGGUGCUGUCACGAGCGAGUGGGUGGUUCGUCUGCAUCUUGAUGCUGGUAUGACGGCGACAAGUGCUGUCAUCAGCCGUAAUGGGGGUGAUGUAGGUGACGAUGGUGAUGAUGUCAACGGUGCAACCCUGCCAAUCUCUCUUCUCUUGCCAGGCAAACCAGGCGACGAUGCUAGCCGUCAUCACUUUCCUCUGCGUGGCCGCGGCUCUGCGCCCGCACCACACGCCGGCCCCAUUGCUGAAGUGGUGGUGGUGACCACCGCCACUGCCACCACGACUCUUGAUGUAGUCGUCACACGCACGUGAUGUGCUCGGGUGUGCCUUUCCCCUCCUGUGUGUUGGACUUUCUUCCUUUCGUCCUUUCUUCCUGCCUGCGUUACCCCACUCGCUGUGUUCGUGUGUGUGUGUGUGUGUGUGUGUGUGUGUGUGUGUGUGUGU